AUCCAAAUGGGUUUUUUAAUGGGUGCUGCAGUAGGUACCUCAUUGGGUGCAAUCUAUAUGUCACUUAUGUUAUUACCAAGAGGUGUUAGAGGUAGAGAAUUUUUUUCAUUAAUGGGCAAAGCCUCACUUAAAAUGGCUCUUACUUUUGGUAGUUUCAUGUCUAUUGGUGGUGCUCUCAGAUGUGAAGAA
This is a messenger RNA of Dictyostelium purpureum, 189 nucleotides long. RefSeq lists its product as uncharacterized. The transcript has a single exon. Gene Ontology annotation, cellular component: TIM23 mitochondrial import inner membrane translocase complex. Gene Ontology annotation, biological process: protein insertion into mitochondrial inner membrane; protein import into mitochondrial matrix. The annotation marks the transcript as partial. Lineage: Eukaryota; Evosea; Eumycetozoa; Dictyosteliales; Dictyosteliaceae. The record is from RefSeq and is a predicted model, not a curated record.